AUUUCUGAGUUUAUAACCCAAUCCACAAACCCCUAGCCCUACAAAAUGCCGAUGAAGGUGUCGGACGCCACAGUAUCAACCUUUGAUACUGUCUUUCAGAAGUUCAUAUCGGAAGCACCCAAAAACAAAGCCAAUCUCAUUCUCUUCUUGGCCGAUGAAGACCCUUCUACCUCUCUCAGCUGGUGCCCUGAUUGUGUGAGAGCUGAACCAGUGAUCUACAAGAAACUGGAGACCAGUUCAGAUGAUGUUGCACUUUUGAGGGCUUUUGUGGGAGACAGACCAACAUGGAGGAAUCCCCAGCACCCAUGGAGAGUGGACUCCAGGUUUAAGCUCACAGGAGUUCCAACACUAGUCCUUUGGCAAAAUGAUGCAAUUCAGGGUCGACUUGAAGACCACGAAGCUCACAUUGAAAACAAAAUUGAUGCCCUUGUUUACGGGAGUCGACUUGAAGACCACGAAGCACACAUUGAAAACAAAAUCGAUGCCCUUGUUUCCGGCAGUCAACUUGAAGACCACGAAGCACACAUUGAAAACAAAAUGGAUGCCCCGGUUUCCGGGAAUUGAAGUGUUUACAGCUUCUCGUGUGUGGCUUGCAUUUUGCUUUUUCUGACUCUGUCCUUUCUUUUCAAACUAAUACUGUUUUAGCUUGGCAGCCAAUUAAAAUAAAAGAAAUUUGAUGCAAGUCAA
Carya illinoinensis is the source of this 687-nucleotide messenger RNA. RefSeq names its product thioredoxin-like protein Clot. Gene Ontology annotation, molecular function: protein-disulfide reductase [NAD(P)H] activity. The coding region runs from base 46 to 564 and encodes 172 amino acids. The transcript is spliced from 2 exons. The record is from RefSeq and is a predicted model, not a curated record. Gene Ontology annotation, cellular component: cytosol. NCBI's taxonomy places the organism in Eukaryota, Viridiplantae, Streptophyta, Magnoliopsida, Fagales, Juglandaceae.